AUGGUUGUUACCUCAAAGCUGGACAGUGCGCUGCAUUGGUUAUAUUCUUCUAUAGUCUUGCCUAUCGAGACGGAUGCAGCGGAAGGCCGGACACGGGUUUGUGGGGCCGCGGACUUGGUGAUCAUAAGCAACCGCGGAAGACAAAGGAUAUUGUACAUUAACACAUGUCUUUCUAGAAAAGAUAGGAAACAAGGACUCGGCGGUAGCAACAACUUCUACAGGCUAAGGAGUCGCCUCCCCCCAGCUCGCGCCCCCAGCAGCAGCCGCAGCAGCGGCUCCUGCAGGCCCUUCGGUGUAGAGACACAUGCCUUUUGCGGGUCAUUUGGCCUUGUCUUUGCGCUGAAAGAGCAGCAACCGACGCACCAGCAGGAGCUCCACCAGCAGCACGAGCAACUGCGGCAGUCAGAGCGGGGAAGGAUGCCGAAGCCAGCCUUACCCCAUCUUCCUCUCAAGGACAUACAUCGGGCUCUGUUGCUUCCCCCACAGCAGCAGCAGCAGCGGCAACAGCAACCAUGCUUGACAACCGGCAAUGAACAGCCGCAGCAGCAGCAGCAACAACAGAAGCAGCAGGACCUCGACAGCAUGCAGCGACAGGUGGGGCUGGUUACGGAGGCUGAUCUGCUGCGGGUUCUCAAGCAGCUUGCUGAGUCUCCUGUUCUAAUUGCUCCGCAGCAGCAGCAGCAGCCAGAGGAAGCACAGCAGCAGCAGCUGCUGCUGUUGCAGGAGGCGGACGUCGCUGGAGGUGGAGGUUCAGGAAAAAAUGCACCUGACUAUCCUCUCUCUUGUCUCUGCCAAACACAGGGCGUAGGGGGGGGCCGAGGUUGCAGCCGGUGCAGCGGUAGCAGGCAGCAGCAGCAGCAAGCUGCUGCAGGCAGGACCCUACAUAAGAGACAACACAGGCAACAGCAGCAGGUGCCCGAAAAGCAGCAGCUGCAGCAGCAGAGUAGCGGCCAGCAGCAAGUCACCGCAACAGGCCGUCGCAUGUCGGGCCUCGGACGGGGCCCCGUGGAGCAGCAGCAACAGCAGCAGUGGAUUGAUUUCGGAGAUGCGCUCACCUUGCAAAAACAGCUUGACGCUCUUGUGCGUAACGCCCUUGGAGGCUUGGGACCGACUUCAGGCGAUAGUUCACCUCAACAGCAGGAAUGGCAGCAGCAGCAGCAGCAGCAGCCGCAACAGCAGCUAGUAGGCGGCAUCAGCAGCAGUAGAUUCGGCCACUACACUUCAGGAGAUGUUACACCCGCCAGCAGCAGCGAAUGUCGCACCCCCCAGGGCACAGCCUUUUCCAUAGAGUCCCCAGGGGUUGCUGCUACGUUGCAGCAACAGCAACAGCAGCAACAGCAGCAACAGCAGCAGCAGCUAGACGAUAUGGGGCAGUCGACAACAGGAUCCCUACAGGGGACCACUGCCGUUGCUCUGGCGCUGAAGGCGAGGGAGCUGCGUGACGCUCUGCUGGGGGAACUGCAGCAGCAUGGGCUGUCGGCGGAGGCUGCAGCGAGCCGAGCAGCAGACAUUUUCAGUGCUGCUCUCGCGCUCACGCGGUGCUCAACGACAAAGCCAGAGGCAGGAAAGAACUUUCUUUCUUGGUUACAGGGUGUUGGCGGCCCCAACUUUGCUGCUCCUACGAUGCUAGCACACCCAGACGAGUUUAGGAAUCCCUCUUCCUUUCUCAAGAUCUACGGGGACCCCAUGUGCUGCUUGGAGCAGCAAGCGCACCGCGCGGGUGGCGGCCCGUGGGGUUCUUCAGGCGACAGCGCUGCAGCAGCAAACCCCAUUCGAGGCCGCAACGGCAACUGGCUCUGCAGGAGCUGCAGCAAUGUGAACUUUCCCAGGCGCUUCCGCUGCAACAAAUGUGGUGCCCCCAGAGGGCCUGAUGGCGACGCCGUAGUUGCCGAGUACGCAAAGCAGGUGUACAGACACCACCUGAACACGUUCAGGCUGCUAGCAGAGAGUCGAGGCGGAGACACUCCGCUUAAGAGACUCCGAGGCAAGAAGAAGCAGCAGCAGCAGCAGCAGCAACAGCAGCAGCAGCAACAGCAACAGCAAAGAGCUGUAGCUGCUGCAGUGCUUGGGCUUGCUUCCUUAUCACGCAGCAGCAGCACAAACGACAGUCCCACCCACCAGGCUAGACAGCUCAGGGCUCCGGUGCUGCCAGCAUCGCUGGCGUCGACAGUGUGUGGCCUUACGGGUAGCAACAGCAGCAGGAACGGCCGCAGCAGCAGCAGCAGCAGCAGCAGCCCCUGCCACUCCCUCUCCCUGGGUGCAAGCGAAAACAGCCCCUUAAAUGCGAGUACCUGCAGCAACAAUGCAGGCAUUCAGGCAGCUUCAGGAUCCCCCCAGGCAGCAGAAACAGCAGCCACAGGGGAAGACGCAUUGGCUUCAUCUGAAACUGGAGCAGCCGCAGCAGCAGCAGCAGCAGCUGAGACAAAGCUCCACUUCGCGUCGCAUGCUCUCCACUGA
Molecule: messenger RNA, 2457 nt
Organism: Eimeria maxima
Lineage: Eukaryota; Apicomplexa; Conoidasida; Eucoccidiorida; Eimeriidae
Product: zinc-finger-Ran binding domain-containing protein, putative
Exons: 7
Coding region: 1-2457 (818 amino acids)
Source: RefSeq, a predicted model, not a curated record